Messenger RNA from Lachancea nothofagi CBS 11611, 1086 nucleotides. The record is from the annotation of a GenBank genome assembly. Lineage: Eukaryota; Fungi; Ascomycota; Saccharomycetes; Saccharomycetales; Saccharomycetaceae.
AUGAGCAAGGUUGACGAGUUCAUAGAGGCAAAUGACCGCGAGGCGAAUCUAGAUACAAGCUUUACACUGAAGAGUGAUAAUUCAAAUACGGAAACGGCUGCCGAAGAGCCUUCAACUCGGAGCAUUGUAGUUGAUACACCACAUGCAGUGAAAAGCUUCAAAGUUCAGCCACAAGUGAGUCCAGCAAGUCCCAGCAACCAGCAGCACCCAUUGAGAGAUACACCAACACAUUCGCCGGCGAACGCGAAGCUGGGGCGGUCCAACACCAUGAAACGACUGUCGUUGAUCCAGCCUAUUAUUUCGCAGGAUUCCACACCUAAAGAACACAGAACAGCACAGCCGGGACACUUGCACCGUCAAAGAUCCAAAAGUAUUGUUUCUGGUCAUUCCCGCAGUAGUAGCUCGGCUUCGGAACAGCCAGUGGAGCCGAAGAAAGACGUCAACACAUUACUACAGCAGCUGGCCAACAAAGAACUGGAACUUCUAGAGACGAAACACAAGAUCGAGGAGUUGAAAAAAAGCCUUCAUCAGGAGGAGACUCAGCUGCGAUCGCAAACGCACCAACUACAUGACCUAAAAACGCAAGUCGAAGUUACACUAAAUAACGGGAUUGAUGAACACAAGCACGGUGGCGGAUUACAGAGUUUGCAGAUGUAUACGCAACCGAGUUCAAAUUCUUCUCUGCCGGACGCGAAACGCACGCCUAGCAAACGAGAAUCAGUGUGGUCCAAACCACUCACGUUGUUCAAUCAGUUUGAUCAAUUGAUUCAACACGAACUAGAGAAGAAACUAAACUGGGACGAAUAUACUAGUCCUGAGAAAGCUCAACCUAUGGCUUCGGAACAGGUAACUCCGAAACCUGCAGACGAUGUACUUGGAAAUGUCUCGUCGUCGCUUUGGAAUUUCGUAAGUGAUGUGCGAACGGGAUUGAUGGGAAUAAAUGAAGAGCCGGAAGAAGAAGAUAAAGUCAGACACACACAACAUAGGAAGCAAGAUCAACAACAAGUUAAAAGUGAAACAAAUCAAUUGAAGUUUACGGGCAAAGAAGUAGAACUCAAAGAGUUCAAUGGUAAAAAGAGUUCAUGA